UACAUGUUCAAAUACGCUCUGUGCUGUUUUGGGUCUGUAGCUGUGCGUUACAUCCGGAGAGACAUCAUUCCGCUAUGUCAUGCUCCUCAUGUGACGUCGCGGCGGUUUCGGGCAAGGACCGAAAGAGUUAAUGCCCAGGGCGCCUCUGAUUGGAUAAGGAAAGCGUUUAUGGAGUGAAUGAGAGAAAGCGAGAGGAGGGAGAGAGACACAGGCAGGCAGUAAACACUCAACCAGGCGGAAAGAGCAGCGAGCCCCGGCUCGCCGCAAUCAGGGGACGUUGUCGCUCUGCCCGGAAGAGAAAAGGAGGAACCAGGUCAAAUCGAUUCAAACGGGGGGGAUUUUUUUUUUUCAUUUCGAAAAUUUCAGGCGGCUGUGAUUCGGAUGGGGCGUGUGACGUCGGAACUCCCCGGUAACGUUAAAGAGAACGCUAGUGUAGCUAGCUAGCCACCUCGCUAAAUGGACAUCGGAGGAACUCCGCCGGGCGCGGUCAGUAUUGUAGUGAUUGUAUCGGAGAAUUUAUGUGCUUCUCGUGUUGGGUGAAAGGGGAGACCGAAGGAGACGUCGUGGGGAGGGAGAAGACGGGCUGAAGCAUGUCUUUACGGCGCCCUUUCCGUCUCCCGUCCGUCACAAUGAUGAGGACGCUUUUAGCAUUCGGUUGUCUCUUCUCGGUAACGAGAGGAGUGGACCGGCAGACGCCAGCAGCGGACAGGACUCUGUCAAAUGACAACAACAUGACGGCCGACGGCGACAGAAGGUACAUAAAUAUCGGGGACGGGACCUCGCAGGAAUUUGAAUUUCCCGAGAACACCAAGGGAGUGAUUGUAAUCUCCAGCCAGUACCGGAGCGCCGCGGGGCGGAAAGGCAGGGAGAGCUGGAGGCAGACGGUGAAUGUGCGCUCCCUGGACCCGGAGGUUCUGUCCAUCCUCAACGUGAGCGACAGCGGGCGCGAGGGGCCGGUGAGGAGCUACGUCAUCGGCAUCAGGUCGGGCGUGGCGGGGCGCGCGCGGCUACUCAUCCAGCUCCUCGACCUGGACCAGGACUCCGGGCCUGUUGUGGUGGAGGAGCGGUCCGACUACUCCAUCAGAGUGUCCCCGGACAGCGACGACCCGGCGGCCCGGCGCGUCCAGUCCGGGGGGCUGUCCCACUUCUCCGAGAACCCGGUCCUGUUUGCCUUGCUGCCGCUCAUCUUCAUCAACAAGUGUGCCUUUGGCUGCAAGGUGGAGGUGGAGGUGCUGCGGACCCUGGGGCGGCGCCCUGUGCCUGUGCUGUUGGGUGUGGCCGGGCAGUUUCUGGUCAUGCCUCUGUACGCCUACUGCCUGUCCAGGCUGGCCUCCCUGCCCACGCCGCUGUCUCUCGGGCUGGUCAUCACCUGCUCCGCCCCGGGGGGCGGGGGUGGCUACCUCUACAGCCUGCUGCUGGGUGGGGAUGUCACGCUGGCCAUUUCCAUGACGCUAGUCUCCACGGUGGUCGCGGCGGCCAUGAUGCCGCUGUCCUCGGCGCUCUAUGGGCGCCUUCUGGGCGUCCACGCCGCCUUGCACGUGCCCUUCAUCAAGAUCCUGGGCACCCUCCUCUUCAUCGCCAUCCCCAUCUCGCUGGGCAUGCUGGUGAAGCUGCGCCUCCCGGGCCUCACCCGUGCCCUGCUGGCCCUGAUCCGCCCCUUCAGCUUCGUGCUCAUCGUGGGCGGCAUCUUCAUGGCCUACCAGAUGGGGGCGUCCAUCCUGGCGGACGUGCGGCCGCCGAUUGUGGCGGCGGGCGCCAGCGUGCCGCUCUUCGGCCUGCUGCUGGGCUAUGGCAUGGCGUGGGGGGCGGGGCUGGCCACGCCCCACCGCAGGACGGUCAGCAUCGAGGUCGGGGUGCAGAACAGCCUCCUGGCGCUGGCUGUCAUGCAGCUGUCCUUCCGCCGGGUGGAGGCCGACUUCGCCUCACAGGCGCCCUUCAUCGUGGCGCUCAGCAGCACCUCCGAGAUGCUCCUCCUCGUCCUCGCCCACUUCGCCCACCGCAGGCUCCGCCCCGCUGCCCUGACGGACGUCUGACGAGCCAAUGGCCGAUUGUACUGACUCAAACCUGUGCCCAACACCCGCGUACACACUGCACACUGGUAUACACACACUGUACACUGAACAGUGAAGAAAGUAUUUUUUUGUCUUGAAACCAAAGGCCUUUUUCUCCUUUUCUGAGUCCUUUUUUCUUCAUUUCUACUGAGACGUGCCCUGUGUAAAUAUACACAAGGAGAGAAAUGCUGAGAUAUUUUUCUACCAGACUGCCAGUUUUUUCUAAAUGAAAUGAUUAAUAUUUGUAUUAUGUUUACAGCUCUGUGCGUUCCAGAAGUGGCACUGGGAAGUGGGAUUGUGCUCGGGUGUUUCAGGACUAAAAGGAGGUUCAAUGUACUUGAAUACUGACUGUGAAAAAGAGAUUAAAAUAAAAGCUUUGAAAAGAUUCAACUGGAACAGUGUGCUAAUUAGAGGAGGUUACAGCACAAAGAGUCAGCGUCAAGUGAGCAAAAUCCAGGGGGUAUUUGCAUUUGAGUGCGUUCACGCUGAUAAGCAAUCCGCCAAGAUCACAGCCAUGUGUAAUCUAUGAUAUGGAAAGUUUUCAUCUUUUAUCAAAACAAACACUUUUCUAUUUUGGUGCUGUUGCUUUUUGUUAUUCACUUGUGUUCCAAAUAGGCAAAUUAGGCCUGCCAAUUAACCAUGUGUAAUAUUGACUCAUUCUCCAGUAUUCUGGUACCUCGUCAGGCCAUUUCUAUUUUAAAAAAUAAGGCUGCUAUCAAGAUCACAAGACAGAAAAUGCUAGCAAAAUUAUAUGCUGGAAGUAGUUUUACUUUCAUUUUGAACAAAUGUCUGCACUUAAAACAUCAUAGCGUAGUCUGAUUCCAAAUUCAGGAAUAUAUACAAUACUGUGCAAAAGUCUUAGACCACCCGAGAAAAUUAUGUUUAACGUUAUUUAUCUGGGCAUUGUGUUUAUUUGCCUGGAGAAAAAACACUAUUUAACAUUUAACAUUAGAAUAAAUACAAUUAAACAUUAAUACAAGGUUCCUUGGCCUUUCUUUCGAGGCACCGCAGCCAUUGUACGUGCAGUUCUAUUCCAUGUUUUGUGUUUGUUAAA
Megalops cyprinoides (Indo-Pacific tarpon) is the source of this 3105-nucleotide messenger RNA. It is a transcript of the gene slc10a3, whose product is annotated as solute carrier family 10 member 3. The transcript has a single exon. Gene Ontology annotation, molecular function: bile acid:sodium symporter activity. The record is from RefSeq and is a predicted model, not a curated record. Gene Ontology annotation, cellular component: membrane. Gene Ontology annotation, biological process: bile acid and bile salt transport. NCBI's taxonomy places the organism in Eukaryota, Metazoa, Chordata, Actinopteri, Elopiformes, Megalopidae. Bases 591 to 2033 code for a protein of 480 amino acids.